Messenger RNA from Acanthopagrus latus (yellowfin seabream), 3788 nucleotides. RefSeq names its product myosin light chain kinase family, member 4b (gene mylk4b). NCBI's taxonomy places the organism in Eukaryota, Metazoa, Chordata, Actinopteri, Spariformes, Sparidae. Gene Ontology annotation, cellular component: cytoplasm; nucleus. Gene Ontology annotation, molecular function: protein serine/threonine kinase activity; ATP binding. The coding region runs from base 233 to 2410 and encodes 725 amino acids. Gene Ontology annotation, biological process: positive regulation of apoptotic process; intracellular signal transduction; protein phosphorylation. The transcript has 13 exons. The record is from RefSeq and is a predicted model, not a curated record.
AGGGGGCUGCACUUUAAUUUGGAGAGCAGCCAUUUGCUAUUCUUAAAACUCAUCUCUGUGGUGUGGUGUUGAGGGAGAGACCUCUGUUCUCCCUCCUGCUUCUUUUCUUCCACCCUCAGUUUUGUCUUGGUAAAAUGUUUUUUUGUUUCUAUUGAGCCUGCAUGAAAGAGAACGGACUCAAUUUGUGAGUGAAAUCUUGCUUUUUUUUGAGGACAUCUGCUGUAAAUCAGUCAUGAGCUCCAGCCUUGUCAACUCUUUGGCCAAAGUCUACGACCCGAACCCUCUUCACGGUCAGAAGCCUGGUGGAAGGAAGCUCUCUCUUAAUGGAUCAGACAAGUCUCAGCCUUCUUCAUCCUCAUCAUCAGCUUCCUCCUAUCAUGAUGUUGCCCUGCGCUGUGUGGAGACCAGAAUGGACUCCUUGAGCUCCCAGAUGGAGCGCUUGCUCAACAUGCAGCAGACCGUUUUGACCCGGCUCGAUGGCCUGUCGCAGGAUGUCCGUGGUAUGGGUCGAGAUCUGGCCUCCAUGCAUGAGGAGGGCCAUGGGGGGAGACGCGGGUCAGGGGCUGAGCUGUGCAGGGAGCUGUGUGGGGCCAUGCAGAGGGCCAGCGAGCGGAUGGAGAGUCAGGGACACAGGCUGGAGGGGGUGGAGAAGCUGGUGGAGGGCACCCAGCAGGUGAUCAGCUUCAUUGGGGAGGUGGUGAAGAGCUCCAGGCUGGUGGAGCUGCUGUUUAAACAGUCUGGAUGCAAAGCUAAUAAGAAGGCAAAGGAUGACAGGGAUAAAGCCAAACUGAGCCUGAAGGGCUUAAAGGCCCAGAAGAAGAGGAGACCUCAGGACACAUCAGACACGUCCUCGCUGAAUGAACCUGUGCUGCAGGAACAGGUGGAGAAGCUCAACAGGCAGAACACUGAGCAUUCCCAUGGAAAAGCAGAGGCUGACAACCAAAGGGGGGAGGACAGAGGAAGUGAAGGAAGACGACAGGAGCUCAUCCUGGACGGACAACACACCUCUGCUGCCCAGUCAGAGGAGAGGAAGAAAGCGACGGAGGAGAAAGUGGAGCAGGAGGAGGAUGUCUUCGAAGACUCAGAGUCAGAGGCAGAAGGAAAGACGGACAAUGUUAGUCCUGAUCCGGCUGGAAAAGUAGAGGAUGAUGGGAAGAAAAAGCAUAAAGCAGAGGCAGAAGAGUCGUCAAAAUCAGAAACAGCUCACGGUGUCAGCGCAGACAACUGCAAGACUUCUCUUCUUUCACAGGAAAGCUCUGAGGAGGCCGGCGAUGUGGCCACCUGCAGCAAACGCCGCGUCACAGAAGAAGACCUGGUGAAGGACGACCUCAAAAAAAGCAGAGUGGAGGACAGUAAAGCAGCAAACGCUGAUGGACAGGUGGUGGAGGGGGCCGAGCCACAUGCCUCCAAAUAUGAAGAAGAAGUAAAGACUGAGGUGGAAGACGAGGGGAAGGAGGGAGAAGCAAAGGAAUUUAUUAUUGAUUCAAGCCCUCCUCCAUUAGCACCUUUCGACCACCGCAUUGUGACUCCAAAACCCCAUCAGAUAGCCACCUAUUACACAAUCAACAGAGAUGAGGUCCUGGGAGGUGGACGUUUCGGACAAGUGCACAAGUGCAUGGAGAACUCGUCUGGUAUGACACUGGCUGCCAAGAUCAUCAAAGCCAGGAGCCAGAAAGAGAAGGACGUGGUGAGGAAUGAGAUCCAGGUGAUGAAUCAGCUGAACCACGCCAACCUCAUCCAGCUGUAUGCCGCCUUUGAGUCGCGCCAUGACAUCAUUCUGGUCAUGGAAUAUGUGGAGGGAGGGGAGCUGUUCGACCGCAUCAUUGACGAGAACUACAACCUGACGGAGCUGGACACAGUGCUGUUUAUACGGCAGAUCUGUGAAGGGCUGCAGUACAUGCAUAAGAUGUACAUUCUACAUCUUGACCUCAAGCCUGAGAACAUUCUUUGUGUCAGCAGAGCGACUAACAAGAUUAAAAUCAUUGACUUUGGCCUGGCCAGGAGGUAUAAACCCAGGGAGAAGCUGAGGGUCAACUUUGGAACACCUGAAUUUUUAGCUCCAGAAGUCAUCAACUAUGAGUUCGUUUCAUUCCCCACAGACAUGUGGAGCCUUGGCGUCAUCACUUACAUGUUGCUCAGUGGCUUGUCUCCGUUUCUGGGGGAUGACGACAACGAGACGCUGAACAACAUCUUGGCCUGUCAGUGGAACUUUGAGGAGGAGGAGUUUACGGACAUCUCUGAUGAGGCCAAAGACUUCAUCACCCGCCUGCUGGUGAAGAGUAAAAGCUGGAGGAUGAGCGCUGCAGAGUCUCUCAGACACCCCUGGCUGUCAGACCGGAGUCUGCACUAUCGGCUAAAUCAGAAGAAAAACAAGUGCCACUCCACACAUGCUCCUUCUCCAGAGAGCUAGAAAGAAACACUGCGAGGCCCUCAGCAUGCCUUUUGACAAUGUAGGGCCCCGGAGCCCAACACUGGACCAAUGCUGCUGUACCUGUAUGUCUACUGGAUAACUACUCUCCGCUUCGCAUCCUCAUGUUAGCUUAGCUCCAAAGCUUGUAGUUCUGACCUGAACAGUGUGACGCCCGCAGGAUUAAAAGAGACUUUUUUAAUGUUGCCUUCAAGGCACAAACCACCUGCUAGCAUGCUUACUGUCCUGUAGAGCAGAAAACUUCAGACUGAAUCCAUGAGGACUCUCUCGCUCUAUGGUGCCAGGGUAACAGAAACAUUUGUAUCAUAUUGUAUCAGAUUUGAAUCUAAAAUGUUAGAGAUUAAAAGAUUGUCACUUCUACAACUUCCACACAAAUCACUGUGAAGGUAAACUCAUCAGAUCAGCAUCAAAUAGAUGCUGUUAUUCUCCUGCCAGUGAUCAGUUUGUCAUGUCAUGUCCUGGUUUGUUGCAUGCUAUGCACUUUUUGCCCUAUUUCUUCAAGAUUUAGCAAACAACUUUGAACAAAACGUAGAUUGAAUGCUAUUAUUCUCAUUAUAUAUUUUUGUGAAUACAGAUUUUCUUUCUUUCUUUCAAUGUACAAGUCUUAUAAAAAUGUUAUUCUUUCUGGGACAUAAGAAACAUGUAGAUCUUGGUUGAGUCACACCACUUUAAUUUAUUUUGUACAUAACACAAGGCUGCAUACUCUCAUUCCCCUGAAAAGUGAGAAUAUCUCAAUGACUGAAUACUUCCCUACUCAUCCCACGUCCAGCCACAUCUCUGGUACCUUUUCACUGUAGACUGGACCUCCCUCUGUGUGCGUUCAUGCCACUGGCUCGCCUUUGCUUCGGCGGUUUGGAGUAGCCCUCUCACCUUCCAUGAAGGCAAAAAGGAACAACAGAAUACUACCAAUGAAUGAUUCAUGUUUCUGAGUGGAGUGGAUUCUUAUGUUCAUUUAUUAACUGGUUCAGCACCAGACUGUACUUGAAGUGCAAAGCUUUUAUUCAAGAUGGGAUCAUUUUUCAGGGGUAACAAACAGGGCUUCACUUAGUUGUGCACACAUGGGUAAAUGCACACAUCAGCUUGAUGGAGAGCCGACAACAGAGCAGAGAAGACGUCAGUCAGUGCUUUACUGCCCCCGUUCUGUCUGAGAGGUGGGAAGUUGGAUGAAUAUUUUUGGCAAGGUUGUUGGCUGCCUCAUUUGGAAAAAGAGAAAAGCUUUGUGAAUUUGAAUUUGUUUCUUUGAAUUUAUGAUUUUGUUUCAUUAUAUUUUGUGAGACACAAGUUUUCUUGUGUAAUGAUGAGUAAUAACUCAAUGUAGAAUAUAAAUAAGCAAAUAAAUAAAGCACACCAGAAAACAGUU